This is a messenger RNA of Durio zibethinus, 1928 nucleotides long. The record is from RefSeq and is a predicted model, not a curated record. Lineage: Eukaryota; Viridiplantae; Streptophyta; Magnoliopsida; Malvales; Malvaceae.
UCUCACUCUCUAUAAUACAGGUGUUCUAUGCACUACCCAUAAAACAAUGAUUGGAUUAGAUUAGUAGUAAGUAGUUCGUUAUAACUGCAAUGAAUGUAAAUUGUAAAGGAAUAAUGGGUAAUACUAAGAGCUUCGGAGAUCGCAAUUAAAGAAUGAAUAGAAUAGAGCUGUAUCCGAAGCCAUGAAUCUCAUAAAACAUGCCAUUUCUUUCUAGUUUCUUCAUUGUUGGCUUUGGUGUUUGAAUUCCUACUUCUCAGCGAUGGACAAGGACAACAAAAAGAAGGAAGUGAUUCGAUUAGAGCGUGAAUCCGUCAUUCCCAUUCUCAAGCCCAAGCUCAUCAUGACUUUGGCCAACCUCGUUGAAUAUAGUUCAGAUCGGGCUGAGUUUCUAAAGUUCUGCAAGAGAGUUGAGUACACAAUUAGAGCUUGGUAUCUACUUCAGUUCGAGGAUUUGAUGCAAUUAUACUCCCUCUUUGACCCUGUAUAUGGGGCUCAGAAGUUGCAGCAGCAGAAUUUAUCUCCUGAAGAAGUUGAUAUACUUGAACAGAAUUUCUUGACAUAUUUAUUUCAGGUGAUGAAGAAGAGUAAUUUUAAGAUAGCUACAAAUGAGGAGAUCGAUGUUGCACUUGCAGGGCAAUAUCUUCUUAAUCUUCCCAUAACAGUUGAUGAAUCUAAGAUUGACAAGACGCUUCUGAAGAGAUAUUUUUUAGAGCAUCCCCAAGAAAACCUUCCAGAUUUUGCUGAUAAGUACAUUAUCUUCAGACGUGGGAUAGGAAUUGAUCGUACAACUGAUUACUUUUUCAUGGAGAAGGUGGACAUGAUCAUUGCACGUCUUUGGGCAUUUCUUUUGAGGCUUACUCGGUUGGACAAACUUUUGAGCAGAAGAUCAGCAAGGCGACAUAAGAAAGUGCCAAAGAAGGAUGAUAAAAUUAACCCUGAAGCAGACAGUGAAGAUUUGUAUGUUGAGCGGAUCCGUCUUGAAAAUAUGGACCUAAGCAUCCGGAACUUGGUGAGCAAGACUACAAUCCAGGAACCUACUUUUGAUAGGAUAAUUGUUGUUUACAGGAGAGCAAGCGCCAAACCAAAUAUGGAACGAGGAAUAUAUGUAAAACAUUUCAAACAUAUUCCAAUGGCAGAUCUUGAAAUAGCCCUUCCUGAAAAGAAAAAUCCAGGAUUAACUCCUAUGGACUGGGUCAAGUUCCUUGCCUCUGCUGUUGUGGGACUGGUUGCUGUAUUUAGUUCUCUUGAAAUGCCUAAAGCUGAUCUGUGGGUCAUUUUUGCCAUUUUGUCAACUGUGAUUGGUUACUGUGCUAAGACAUAUUUCACGUUUCAAGCAAACAUGGAUGCAUAUCAGAAUUUAAUAACACAGUCCAUGUAUGACAAACAACUUGAUAGUGGAAGGGGCACUUUGCUUCACUUGUGUGAUGAUGUGAUUCAACAGGAAGUGAAAGAGGUAAUCAUCUCAUUCUUUAUACUAAUGGAGAAAGGUAAAGCCACCAUGGAGGAUUUGGAUCUAUGGUGUGAAGAACUAAUUAAAGAUGAGUUUGGGGAGAGCUGUAACUUUGAUGUGGAUGAUGCAGUUGAAAAGCUAGAGAAGUUGAAAAUUGUUACUCGGGAUUCUAUUGGACGAUAUAACUGUGUUGGAUUGAAACGUGCUAAUGAGAUAAUUGGUGUGACCACAGAAGAAGUUGUGCUUAAGGCAAGACAGGGUUCUAUUUCAGCUUAAUAAAUGCUGCUGCUGCUGCCUUGGUAAGUUGGGCUACCUUUCUCCAUACCUGAUAACUUGAUGAUAGCAAUCGGCAGGUGACAAGUCUACUCAUAUGCACCUUUGCUCCAAGGUUUCAGAUGGAAGGAACCGUGUUGUCAAAAGUAUCCUUUCCAUAUAUCUUCUUUUCAAACCUACCAACGUUCUUGUAACUACUUUUCAU